AUGUAUUCCUCAGGAACGAGUUUUCCAGGACCUCCAUUACCAGAUAUUGAUACCUGUACACCUAAGGGAGGUACUUGUGUAAAUGAUACAUCAGUAUGUGUAGGAUUUACAGAUACGUGGGCUCUUUGUCGUAACAGUCAGACAUGUUGUAAACCAGCUCCAUCUACGACACACCCGGAACCACCACAGCCAGAAACAGAUAUUUGUGGUAAAGUCACAAGAAUAAAACUUAAACAUUUUCAUCAAACAUCUAGAAUAGUAGGUGGUCAGUUUGCGGAAGAAGGGGAAUGGCCUUGGAUGGUCAGUAUAGAUGAUGCAGAUGGACAUUUUUGUGGUGGGACCCUUAUAUCUAAUCAAUGGAUCGUUACAGCUGCGCAUUGCUUGGAACGGAAAAUCAUACCAGAAGUGAACCUAACACUUGGUGAACACCACAAAGUCGUUAUGACAGGUAACGAGGAACUAGUACAGAUAGACACCUGGAUUGUGCAUCCAGACUACAUUGCAAAUGUUCCUGGUAUACCUUACGAUAUCGCCUUGAUACGACUAGUCCAUCCUGUCGACAUUUCUGAUCAUUACAUAAGAACUGCCUGUCUUCCGAUCAGUAACCUCACCAAUAUAGAUGACAUCAAUUCUGAUUGUUACAUCAGCGGAUGGGGAUCCACAAAAGGUAUCGCUGAUAGACGCCAUCUUCAACAUUUAAAUGUAUCUAUUAUGUCUACCGCCAGCUGUAAUCAAUCAUGGGAAGGAGAUAUACUAGAUAGUCACAUUUGUGCAGGAAACGGCAAUACCGGAUCAUGCCAGGGAGAUUCCGGAGGACCACUAGUAUGCAAUAUCAAUGGACAGUUCGUUCUGUAUGGAGUGACAUCUUGGGGAGAUAGGUCAUGCAAAGCGAUAGGAUUUCCUGACAUUUACACAAAAGUGGCUUCAUACUUACCGUGGAUAGAAAAGGUCAUAGAAACACAUAAUGAUGUAGAUCAAAACCUUGGUGAAAUAAUGGAAAGUUUUAUUCGCAAAAUUUUAGAUGUAAUUGUAGACUUUUUGAAAAAAUCUGUUGAAAGAUUUACAGAAAAUAAAUAACAUGAUUUUACUACAAAAUUUUAAAAUCUCACAUAUCAUACAAUGAUUUUUUUUAAUAAUUUCGGCAAAAA
Mytilus californianus (California mussel) is the source of this 1148-nucleotide messenger RNA. RefSeq names its product trypsin-like. Gene Ontology annotation, biological process: proteolysis. Bases 1 to 1077 code for a protein of 358 amino acids. NCBI's taxonomy places the organism in Eukaryota, Metazoa, Mollusca, Bivalvia, Mytilida, Mytilidae. Gene Ontology annotation, molecular function: serine-type endopeptidase activity. The record is from RefSeq and is a predicted model, not a curated record. The transcript has 6 exons.